CAAAUUCAUUCAUUUGCAAUUUUAUAAUUCAUUCAUUACAAUUCGUCAACAAAAAGUCAAUCCAAUCCAGAAAGUUGAAGUGUCAUCUUGUACACGUAUUUUAAUGUCUUUAUAUAUUGUAAUGUAUGAAAUUUAUUGAUUCUUUAAGAUUAUAAUCUAUUUUACUUGUGAUAUAAAUUUUUAAGAUGAGUGAAGGAGAAAAACCUUUGGUGGACAAGUCGGAGAGUAGCUCAUUCGAGGACCUAGCGUCUGCGGCGGCUCAUGAAAUUGAAGAAGCGAAGUUAGCCGCGGCGACAGCUGCGGAGAAGGAAAAAUCCGCCGAGACGCAAAAAGACGAAUGGCAAGAUCUCUUAGGAUCUGGUGCACUCCUUAAAAAAAUUAUAAAAUCAGGUGAUGACUCCGAAGGUUUGCGGCCACACAGAGGCGACAUUUGCAGAAUAAGUUACGAAAUUAAAAUCAAGGACAGCAAUGAAGAUUGUUUUGAAAAGAGAGAUAACAUCAAAAUAUAUCUAGGGGACAAUGAAAUUCUUCAAGGUCUAGAUUUAGCACUGACCCUUAUGUACAAAGGAGAAGCAUGUCACCUUCAUAUGGCACCACGUUUUGGCUAUGGAGAAUCUGGAUUGAAGCCUGGAGAGAGCUUGGGUUUGAUAGGGGAAGCUGAUGGACCAAAAUAUGAUGGUUCUGUCAUAGGACCUGAUACUUGGCUGGAGGCUAAGCUUGAGCUGCAUGACUGGUCAGAAGAGCCAGAGCAUGAGACCCUUUCUAUAGCGGAGAGGAUGGAAAUAGGAAUUCGUCGUCGUAAACGCGGCAAUUGGUGGUACGGUCGCGAAGAGCCGCAACUAGCUAUACAGCUGUACCGGCGUGCACUUGAUGUGUUGGAUGAAAGCGAGGGGGGCAUCACUGAUCCCACACCUUCUGGAGAGCUGGCACAAGCGUCAGAUGCUUUGCAGGAACUGCUGGAAGAACGUCUUCGAGUGCAUAACAAUAUGGCUGCCGCACAACAUAAAGCUGGCGCUUUUGAUGCUGCGUUACAGGCCGUAACUCGAGUGCUGUCAUGCCAGCCGAAGAAUGCAAAAGCUUUAUACCGCAAGUCCCGUAUCCUGUCCGCAAUGGGCCGUAACGCGGAGGCUCUGGAGGCGGCGAGGGCGAUGGGGGGCAUUGCGCCCGCGGAUGCUGGGGCGCGCCGGCAGCUGCUGCUCUGCGAGCAGAAGGUCUCCAGAGACAGGUCCGUGGAGCGCCGCCUCGCCAAGCGUAUGCUGGGUACCGCCAGCCCUAAACCUGGAGUCGCACCGGAUAAGAAACCAUCCAGGGCUAAGAUGUUAGUGUGGGGCUCGCUGCUGCUGAGCUUGCUGGUGGGCGUUGCCAGUGUUCUGGUGUACAGAUACAAAGUGCAAGCACAUUGAUGUCACUUGCAGUACUAUGGACUUUG
Molecule: messenger RNA, 1429 nt
Organism: Papilio machaon (common yellow swallowtail)
Lineage: Eukaryota; Metazoa; Arthropoda; Insecta; Lepidoptera; Papilionidae
Product: peptidyl-prolyl cis-trans isomerase FKBP8
Exons: 7
Coding region: 186-1403 (405 amino acids)
Molecular function (GO): protein binding; peptidyl-prolyl cis-trans isomerase activity
Source: RefSeq, a predicted model, not a curated record